Molecule: messenger RNA, 5608 nt
Organism: Anguilla rostrata (American eel)
Lineage: Eukaryota; Metazoa; Chordata; Actinopteri; Anguilliformes; Anguillidae
Gene: klhdc3
Product: kelch domain containing 3
Exons: 13
Coding region: 669-1817 (382 amino acids)
Cellular component (GO): cytoplasm
Molecular function (GO): protein binding; chromatin binding
Source: RefSeq, a predicted model, not a curated record
GGUGUGCCGACCUCAACUAAAAAAAAUCCAAUACAUUGAAAUUGAUUUUGUAUCCAUAACUAUUUCAGCAGUGCAUGAGUUUGAAUUUGCAUCUUGAUAAUACAUAAUACCAACCCAAAACCUGGAAUCAAAUUGAAUUUACUAGAAGAACAAGUGCUCCGAUCAAUUGUUGUCAAUGUUUUCCCGUAACCUGGACAGAAACUUAGCAAGCUAGCGCUGUAUAUUGCACCGGCUAACUAGCAACUAGCUAACCGUUCGGUAGUUAGCAAUAGCUAGCGCUGCAUGUUUCUGGUCGCUGUUUUUCAUUUACAGUCGAGCGAGCGGUCAAUGUGGAGGCCGGAGCUGAGUCUUUCCUUAAGUGAAAGGUUUGAACUGAAAAGCCGGUACGCCGGUUGAUGUUGCGACGCUCAUUUUGUAUAUGAAUCGGCCGGUCGCUGCGUCCUUCUUGGUUCUGUCAGCGACGGACAUAGGAAGCGCGGCUGUGUCGCUCUCGUGCCAGGUCAUCCAAGGUGAAUGCAGCUGACUUGACUGGACUGAGGGUCGGGGGACGCACGGAGGGGUGCGGCAUGCUGGCGGGCGGCCGGGCGCGCGCGGCGUGACUGACCGAGACCAGCGGCCGCGGCGGGAGGCGGGCGGCGGACGGCGGGAAGCGGGCGGAGGCGGCGGCGAUGUCGCGGUGGACGGUGCACCUGGAGGGGGGGCCGCGGCGGGUCAACCACGCGGCCGUCGCCGUGGGACACCGGGUCUACUCCUUCGGGGGCUACUGCUCGGGCGAGGACUACGAGACCUUGCGGCAGAUCGACGUGCACGUCUUCAACGCAGUGUCCCUGUCCUGGAUGAAGCUGCCCCCGGUCAGGACGAGCGGCCGGGAGCAGGCCCGGGAGGUGCCCUACAUGCGCUACGGUCACACCGCGGUCCUGAUGGACGACACCGUCUACAUCUGGGGCGGGCGGAACGACACCGAGGGGGCCUGCAACGUGCUCUACGCAUUCGACAUCGGCACCCACAAGUGGUUCACGCCCGCCGUGUCCGGGAUGGUCCCGGGUGCGAGGGACGGGCACUCGGCCUGCGUGCUGGGCAAGACCAUGUACAUCUUCGGGGGGUAUGAACAGCUGGCCGACUGCUUCUCCAACGACAUCCACAGGCUGGACACCACCACCAUGGCCUGGUCUUUAGUCAACGCGCGGGGUACCCCGGCUCGGUGGAGAGACUUCCACUCGGCCACCAUCAUCGGGACGAAGAUGUUUGUUUUCGGAGGCAGGGCGGACCGGUUCGGGCCCUUCCACUCCAACAACGAGAUCUACUGCAACAAGAUCCAGGUGUUCGACACGCAGACCAACUCCUGGCUGGACUGCCCCUCCACUCAGAUACUGCCUGAAGGCAGGAGGAGCCACUCUGCCUUUGCCUUUAACGGGGAGCUGUACAUUUUUGGUGGCUACAACGCGCGCCUGGAUCGCCACUACAACGACCUCUGGAAAUUCAACCCCGAGAGCUUCUCCUGGAAGAAGGUGGACCCCCGGGGGAAGGGCCCCUGCCCCCGCCGGAGGCAGUGCUGCUGCAUGGUGGGAGACAAAAUCAUCCUGUUCGGAGGAACCAGCCCGUGUCCAGAGCAGGGAAUGGGAGAUGAGUUCAAUCUUAUGGAUCACUCUGACCUGUACAUCUUAGAUUUCUGCCCCGACCUGAAGACGUUAUGCAAGCUGGCGGUAAUUCAGUACCGACUGGAGCAGUCCGGCCUGCCCCAUGACAUCAGGUGGGAGCUGACGGCCAUGACCACCAACAGCAAUAUCAGCAGACCCAUCUUCAGCUCUCACGGCUGAACCGAGCCCUCGCCAGAACCAGAACCGGAAACCGGAACCAGAACCAGAACCGAAAUGUGACCGGGCUGCCAGCCGGGGCCACUUUUUUUUCCCUGUUCCCGUUUGAGGAACUUCAGCGCGCGUGACGGACAUUGGAAGUGUUUUCGUCGCGGGUCGGGGGCGAACCCGUCUGCCGCGGCGGAGCGCGAGCCGGAGCCUUCGGCGGCCUCCUUCUCCUCUUCCUCCCCGCGGACGCUGCGUGAUCGCGACGGCGCUACGGAAGCGGCGCUGGUCCCGGGAUCACAUUCACGCCGUUGCGUUUGGCUUUAGUUGCCGGUGGAGACCGGCUUGAGUACGGCAUUUAGAAACGCGGGCGCUUCUUCCGACUCUCGGGGAAAGAAGAACCGCGACAAGCUUUUGCGCUUUUUUUUUUUUUUUUUCUCAACUUGCAUCAACUAGCAUAAUCAGACACGCAAUCCGCACACAAAAAAAAGCAAUCCCCCCCCCCCCCCCCCCAGAACGGGACAGGGGGAGAUAAUCAACGUUUUCUCCGUCUCACACGAACAGAGGCGGGGGGGCCUCCCUCGCCCCUUUGUGGACAGACCGGUUCUGCCGGCAGCGGGGGGGUGGGGGGGCGAGCUCCGUAAAGCGUCUUCCAGACCGAGCGGCUCAGAAGCCAGGAGACUGCCGGCUCAGAAGACGCUUCUGAUCCGUACCCGACUCGUUCACCAUCACAUCAUCGCUUCCCUUCCGACCGCAGCCUGGUUUCCCCGCAUCGGUCACUGAUCACAGUGCAUUAUGGGUGUUUGACCUCUCUCAUUCACUUUCUCACUUUCUCUCUCUCGGUGUGUCAGGUACACACUGUACUUUAGACUCUGUUGCCACAUAUGUACAUGCCUGCUUUGCAUGGAUCUGCUACGGGUUGCCAGCUCAAAUCCUGCACAUUUUUCACUUAUUGACAUUUGGUGUGCCAUUGCUGAGGUUUUUAUGUUGGAAUUUUACAGAUUCUUUUUUUGGGACAUUAAAGUCAUUUCAUCAUUUAGUCAGGGGUUCAUAACACACAGAAAAAAUGUGUUUUAUCCUUAUGUUCCUUUGCCUUUUUUUAAAUCUUUAUUGCACAACCAUCACACAGACAAUUCCACUCGGUACUGUAGUAUUGCAGUGAAUUCAUUACCCCCGUGUACCUUCCCAUCAGGCCAUGGUACCCUGCAGCACAUAUCAGACACCACAGAGGAAGACCACAUAACCAUUCCUCCUGGGGCUGGUCUUCCUGCCAAUCUUUCCUGAAUCAACUCCUGCCAAAUAUACACAAGUCUGUAUGAAAUCAGGUCCUGGAAUGGAUUCACUUGAUCGUGUAAGAGUCAGGUGACUGACUGGGCACGCGAUCACAGUGAGGACCUGUGGCAUAGUAUUGUUUUCCUGUGCGUUUCAGUCGUGUGACCGCGGUUGGCGCUGGUUUGCUACACAGCCCCUCCCUGAGUCCUAUAGUUGUCACGGGAACCGUACGUGUUCCAAGUUUACGUUCAAAGACUUGAAGUUGUAUCCUCCCAUAAUGCUAAUCGCCUCUAUGUGUGAAGGCCGUAGAUGGUCAUUAUAGUUUACAUCAUAUCAGUUUUAUAUCAGUUACCUGGACCCUAAGAAGACACCAGGGCUGUAUUCAAGAUGAGAAAGACGUGACAGUACUGUCUCCCACGUCCGGUUGCAGAACGCUGUUGCUAUGGCAGCCUAUAGGGUGAUUCUGCGUGGUGUGGACACGGAUUAUCAAAACACGUCACUCGGUGCUUCUGGCCACGCCCCCUUCCCGAAACGUCCACCAAUCGGAAGCGAACACACCUCAAGGACCCAAGUUACAGAGCCAAUGUAAGCCAUUUGGGGGGUGGAUUUAGCAUUCAGCGUUCAAGGCAAACCUUAAGCUAAACGUUUUAGAUCUUGAAUGCGUCCCAGGUGAGGUCUUCACUUGGCAUCUUCUCAGCACAUCAUGUACUUUUGGAUGAAUUGGUUGCAGCAGAUUUGGCCCAUUCUGUGGGUAAUGAAAGCUUUGGAUGAGCUAGCCUAGCGCAGACUGCUUUUCAUGUUUUUUUUUUAGUUUUUGAAGAUUUUAGUUACAUUUUUUUUUUUUUGUCAUGUGCCCACAUUCAGUUCUGCUUUGGAGAUUAGAAAUCUAUCUAGUUCUGUUCUUUCAAGUCACUCAGUUACGCUUAUUUUUUCAGUGAACAAUUCAAAAAUACCCAUUUAAGUACAAUGAUACAUUUUAGAUCAAAUUAAACUGCACUAGACUGAUUUUUAUAACAAAAUUUCAAACGUGGUUAGAGUUGCCUUUUAGUUCUUUUAUAUAUAGAUUGGGGGGUUUUCUCUAAAACCUUUUUGGUACACUUGGAGUUUAUAAAUAAGCAUCGAUAGCUACCUGAUAUGAACAGGAAUAUUCCAGCAUUUUUUUUUUUUUUUGUGACUCUUCUCAUGGUGCAAUGAGGACGUUUGAUUGAAUAGGGAGGUACAUUGUUCUUUGUAUUAUCCAAAUUAUUGGCUUCGUUGAAGUUUAAAGGAAAAACAAAAAAAUCUGAUUGCAUUUUUUGUGAUACCCUUUACAAAAUUUUUGAUCUUGUUAAAUUCUCAGCACUGACUUGGAGGUUUAAUUUCAGUUUUUUCCCCCCAAGGAAAGGCCACAGUGCUUGGCGUUACAAUAAUGAGGCCUUUGAUCUGCUGUGCUUUUCAAGUAAUCAAUAAGGUGUACAGUUUGAUAUUUAUGAAUAAUUAGCAGUAUUGUAGGAUGAAUUUACAGCUCUCCUAUUUGUGAAGGAGGUUUACUGAAAAUCUGGUUGAUAACACUUUGUCUAUAAUCCAUAAAGCCUGUAUAACAUUCUCAUAACACCCAUUAUAAGCAUUUAUGAGUGCCUGUUGAUGCUGAAGAUCUGUCACAUCUGUCCUAAUGUAUGCGGUUAUAUUUUUCGAAACAUAUUUUGAAUGUAAGGUUCUCUGCGUACAUUAAUGACAGUGUCACAGCAUGCACUUUCAUGACUGGUUAUGACGGGGGUUAUGUCACGUUUAUGACAGUGUUAUGAAGGCUUCACGGCGUAUAUACUCCGGCAGUGUAACCCUCUGGUCCAUGUCCAGUGAAGCGAACAUUCGAGAGCGGCGUUGUGGAACUGACAGAUUUGCGUUGAGUGUGGAAAGAGCCCCGAUUAAUGAUUACUCCUCCUGAUCUUCUGCAGCAGACCUGAUGGGACGCAUUAAAUUUAUUCGGUGAAGGGAACCGUGAACGAGACCGCCGAGCGUCGCAGAGAGGGCGCGGUUCCCGCUAAGACUCCGUUCAUGCAGGAGCGACCGGGGCGGCGCGUGGUUCUGCUCUUAAAUCGGCGUGCGAAUCUUCCCAGGCGGACUUGCGUGGGGCGAUGGCGCCAUUUUGCUUUUUUUUUUUUUUUUUUUUUUUUUUGCAACGUGCGUUCAGUUUUAACGUGUGUUGAUAGGUAGACUAGAAAUGAAAUAUUGCCCAAUGAGAUCAUUUGUAUGUAAAAUAAUAAUAACGUUCAGCAAUAUGUGUAAGACGAGUGAGUGGUGCCGGAGAACGGCAGAGGCCCCGUUAAGACGAGCGUUUCCGUGACGUUUAAAAAGGGCUCCUGCUGUGUCGCUCGGCUCUCUUCAGCUGUGACAUCAUUGCACAAAGAUUCAGGGGCGCGACGGUCGCUUUACGUCUAUGGUAUAGAAAAAAAAAGAAGAGAAUGAAUAAAAAUGAAGGUUUAUCUGCCAAGGCUAAUCCACUUUUAUUGUGCAGUAUGGUCUUUAAUUGUACAAAUAAUAAAAUGGAUGAAAUUGAA